Molecule: messenger RNA, 1702 nt
Organism: Xylaria bambusicola
Lineage: Eukaryota; Fungi; Ascomycota; Sordariomycetes; Xylariales; Xylariaceae
Exons: 1
Coding region: 580-1677 (365 amino acids)
Source: RefSeq, a predicted model, not a curated record
AGGAGACAACAUACGUUGAUGCCGUAUACCAACAUAUCAUUUCAGCAGUUCAAAGAGCUUUCUGUUCACGAUUUUCCUUAUUACUUCCACGUAGAUGCAGUACAUUACCCUGUUCCUGCGACCUCUGCUCAUUCGUAGCUUCCAACAGCUUCAUGAUAAGAAGGGUACGAGGCGAACUAGGCUACGCCAAAGCUCGGGUACCACCCUCAAUUUCGGUAUCUGAGCCGGUUGGGCCUAAGUCAGGUAGCAAUGAUGACCCAUGUUAACCUAGACGAUACUUGACCAAUUCAAUGCAGACUAGAUAUCCAGAUCUGCAAGUGAUAAAAGCAAUACGCAGGCCAUGCAAGACGGCCAUGUUAUAAAUGCCGGCGCUAUGAUUCCAGCCCCCUUAGCUGACUAACAGAGCUGCAAAUCGCAAAUCGCGGAAUUCCGUGCACACUGAGAGGAACGAUGUUGCUCCAUCGCUGGUGUUGUAUAAAGAGAAAGGGGGCCACGAUGGUUGGGGAGGCAACUGAAUCAAUGGUAUCACUAGAUGUCAUUGAAGACAGCAAGUACCUAGUAACUAGUACUUAAAUCAUAAUGUCAUACGCCCAAGCGACCAUCGCCGCCGCGCGCCCUGCCCCAAAGACAGUCCUCGUCACAGGGGCAAACGGGUACAUCGGGCUCGCCGUAUCCCGGGCCUUCGUGCGCGCCGGCUGGCGCGUCUACGGCCUCGCGCGUCGCGCGGACGCAGUCGACACGCUCCUGGCGGAGGAAAUCACCCCUGUGAUCGGGGCUAUAUCAGCGGAUCUGUCCUUCGUCGACGAGCUGCUUUCCGAGACUACGACACGCCCCUUUGACGUCGUCGCCUCCUGCACCGAACAGCUUCCCUUCGACGAGCACUUCGCACACCUCCUCUCUCUCUUCGCAAAAGUAGCCCGUCACGCGCGCAGCUGCAAUGCCGCCAAGCCCCUCGUGCUCAUGUCCUCGGGGUGCAAAGACUACGGCGAGACAGGGCGUCACGGCACCGCUGGACUGGCGCCGCACACGGAGGAAUCCCCGCUCCAGCCAGAGGAUAUGCUGAAGACGCGCACGUUCUGCACGCUAGGCGUCUUUGAGCACAGCGAUCUCUUCGACGCAGCUGUGAUUCGUCCCACGGCGGUGUACGGGUACGGCGGGAGUUACUACGGCGUGCUGUUCGAAGCACUGCGAAAAGUCGCCGCGGGCGGAGACGUCGUGAAACUCCCAGGACACCCCGAUAACAUCUACCACGGCUGCCACAUCGACGACUGCGCGGACGCGUACGUCGCGCUCGCGGCGCAUCCGGUCCGCGCAGAGGUCCGCGGCGAAUGCUUUAAUGUCUCGGGGUACCGAUACGAGACGGUUUCCGACAUCGUGGCGGCCCUGAGCGCCGAGUACGGCGUCGGAAUCACCCUGGCGCGGACCUCGGAGGUCACGGAUCCGGAACUGCGCGUCCUCCACGUUAUGCUUGGGCAGACGCACUGGGUCGAUAGUACCAAGAUUAGGAAGUUGACGGGUUGGACGGAUAGGAGGCCGUUGUUCUCGGAUAGCUUACCUGUGUAUCGCCGUGCCUAUGAGGCGGCGUCUAGAGCGGCCGAUGCCAGUGUGGCGAGGAUUCGGGAUCGCACGGCCGGGUGGGCGGCUUCGGGCCUUUUAAUUGGAGAUGCGGAUGCAUGAGGACUAAGUUGAGAAUUCUGAAAUA